This is a messenger RNA of Sus scrofa (pig), 963 nucleotides long. The record is from RefSeq and is a predicted model, not a curated record. Lineage: Eukaryota; Metazoa; Chordata; Mammalia; Artiodactyla; Suidae.
CUGUUUGUUCACACAGCAUCACAGAUGGAUCCUAAAAGCAUGAUAGUGAAUGGAAAAAGUAGUUUAUAUUCAUUAGAAGACACUUCUACAGCCCAAUGUCUCAGCCAAUAACUUAGCCCCUGAAGAGCAUGUGGAAUCCAUCAGCCUGCACUGCUUCCCCCCAAGGAGUACAGUGGCCCUCCCUCCGGUGGUAUGUCAAUGGCCAGAGUAUCUUCCCUGGUGGCCACAUGGAGCUGUCCUCAGACCACAGGAUGCUGACUCUGCACAACAUCAGCAGGAACGACACAGGGCACUACCAGUGUGAGAGUAGGAACUCAGCCGCCAGCAGCAUCAGCGACCCCGUCCUUGUCAAAGUCAUUUGUCGAUUCUCGGCAGAUGGCCCAGACCUUCCCGUGGUCAACCCUCCAGACCCAGAGGUCAGGGCUGGUGCAGCCCUCACCCUGUCCUGCUUUGCCGACUCAAACCCCCCUGCCCAGUACCGUUGGGAGGUGGAUGGGAAGCCAGGCCCUGCCACCCAGCACCUGGUCAUUGCUGAGGUCUCCUUGGACCAGGAGGGCAGGUACACCUGCAAAGCCUCCAACAGCAUCACUCACCUUUGCCGCUCAGCCAAUGGGAAGAUCUGGAUCUCAGGUGGGUGUGGAGGUGUCAUGGUGACAGUGGCUCAGGCUCUCUUGCCUUUAUACAGGUGGCGAUGGGGGUUGUGUCAGCCAUACACUUAUCUCAGGAAAGCUGCACGCUCCCUUCCCCAAAACUCGAUGGCUCAAGACAGUGAACCUGUGUUAUGACUCACACAUCUAUGGGUGAUUCUUCUGGAAUUGGCUGGAUCACUCAUGCAUCUGUGGUCAGUCGCAGGUGGCUCUGCUGAUCUUGGGGGCCAGCUGGUGUGGGAUGCCCAGACUCUUGGUAUCUUAUCCUCCAGCAGGCCAGCCUGGGCUGGGUUUAUAUCAUACAUAGGCAGAGGAG